Microdochium trichocladiopsis is the source of this 1893-nucleotide messenger RNA. Its product is annotated as ankyrin repeat-containing domain protein. The record is from RefSeq and is a predicted model, not a curated record. Lineage: Eukaryota; Fungi; Ascomycota; Sordariomycetes; Xylariales; Microdochiaceae. Gene Ontology annotation, molecular function: protein binding. The transcript has a single exon. Bases 1 to 1893 code for a protein of 630 amino acids. Gene Ontology annotation, cellular component: nucleus; cytoplasm.
AUGACGACGGGCCUCGCGUCCCUGCCGCUCGAGCUCCUGCUCUGUGUCAACGAGCACCUCGGUGUCCGCGACCAGGCCCGCCUCGCCGCCUCCAGCCGCGCCCUCUACGCGCUCCUCCUGCCCGUCGUCUGCCGCCACGCCAUCCAGCGCUGGCCGUACCUCCUCCACUGGGCUUCCCAGGUUGGCCACGCGAACCUCGUCUCCCGCUUCCUCGCCGCGGGCGCCGAUGCCGAGGCACUCUGCUUGGUCCAGUCCUGGAUGAAGUACCGCCACGCCGCCUCUGCUGACGUUCUCGUUGGCAUGUACAAGCACAACUCGUUCCACGACGAUGGGCCAGCCUCGAUGAGGCGCCCCGAUUCUGCCGACUUGGACUUGGACUCGGACUCGGACUUCUGCGGGUGUGAAUCUUGCCGCAACCAGCUGAUGGACGAAUGGCAAGACACCUGGUCCGACUACUUUCCCAACCGCGCCGCCCGCUCCAUCGCCAGCGAGCCUCUGGGCAGUGAUGUUCAUGACUCGGACCACGAAUGCUCCUUCCCCAGCACCCCCGGCAGCGACGUCUGGAGCAGCUGGGAGAACACACACAAUGCAGGCUUCCAGCCACUCCAUGCGGCAUGCGCAAAGGGCCACCUCCACAUCGUCGAGCUACUCGUCAAUCACGGCGCCAAGAUCGCCAGCAUGUGCUUUGGACUCUGCAACUGUCCCUUGCCCAUACUUCCCGGCGAUCGCUGUGCCGAGUGCAAGACGCCCAGUCUCCACCACAACACCCCUCUGCAGCUUGCCAUCUGCCGCGGCCAUACUGCGGUUGCCGAAUACCUCCUGUCGCGCUUCACCACGGUCGACCCUCCUGUUGCACCCUACGCCGAUGAUGCGCUCAUGGCUGCCGUAGCCACAAAGAACCAUCGCCUCGUCGCUGCUCUGCUCCAGGCGCCACACAAUGCCAUUGUCAUCGCACACGAUUCCAUGGGCUGGAUGCCACUAGCCUAUGGGGUCCUCCGUCGCAGCUCACCAGCCACCAUUGACGUCCUGCUUCGUGCGGGCGCGGAUCCCGAUCAAGAACUCGGCGAUGGUGCCACUCCUCUAACUGUCGCUUGCUGGGACGGACAGUACGGAUCUGCUGCCUUACUGGCAGCUCAUACCAAAGUGCCGGAUCAGAGAUGGUGGAGCCCACCCAUGAAUCGUCUUCCACGGCGCAAGAUCAAAACUGGCCGACCGGCCUUCUUGAAUAUCAGCGCAGGCGCGGAUCGACCCCUCGACUUAGCGGCCGGGGGCAGCAUGCGAGUGUUGUGUCGGAUCGCACCACUGCACGCGGCUAAAUUCCCGGAUCAAAAUAUCUCCCAAUUCGACCGCGAUGAAAUUGAAGAGGAGUUCGAAUGUCUCCGCGAAGCAGAAUACAACAGGGCGGAACUGGCAAGGCAGCUCAUCAAGAACGGCGCCAGAUUUAUCCCAGCCCCUACAGACAAGCACGCUCCCAUGACGCUUGCCGCCCACUCGCAUGCUCCUCUCGUAAUCGACGUACUCGUCGAGGCAGGAGCAGACGUCGACCUGGAGGACCAGUCGGGCCUCUUCCCGCUGCUCGCCGCCGCGUCCAGCCGCUUCAGCACGUGGCAGAUUGUACGCAACACAUACAUACUAGACACGCUGCGGUGCUUGGCCAAGCAUGGCGCAGACCCGAACCAGACCAGCAGCGUCACCGGCCAGAGCGCGCUGAUGGUCCUGUGCGAGCGUGUCGGCCAGGAUGCCGAUGUCACGUGGGGAUGCAUCGAUUUGCUCCUCGAGGCUGGCGCCGACAUCAAUGCCCGAGACGGGCAAGGCAAGACGCCGCUGGCGACUGCACUCCAGUACAACAACCACAAGACGGCUCGUAAGCUGAUCAAGCGCGGUGCCGUGUGA